Cydia amplana is the source of this 1292-nucleotide messenger RNA. Its product is annotated as probable cation-transporting ATPase W08D2.5. The transcript is spliced from 3 exons. Gene Ontology annotation, molecular function: ATP hydrolysis activity; P-type transmembrane transporter activity; polyamine transmembrane transporter activity. Gene Ontology annotation, biological process: polyamine transmembrane transport; intracellular calcium ion homeostasis. The record is from RefSeq and is a predicted model, not a curated record. NCBI's taxonomy places the organism in Eukaryota, Metazoa, Arthropoda, Insecta, Lepidoptera, Tortricidae. Gene Ontology annotation, cellular component: membrane. Bases 122 to 1228 code for a protein of 368 amino acids.
UAUAGGGAGACGAACUGCGCUGACUAGAUCGUGGCGCUCCGUAGACAGCGGGCGAGGGUCCUCCCGGAGUGCCCUCACAGAUUCAGAGGCCCCGUCUGAAGACCCCAACUACAAGGUGGUCAUGACUGGGGACACGUGGAAGGUAUUACGAGAGCACUACCCGCAGCAGGUCGCGCGAGUGAUCGAGCGCGGCGCCGUAUUCGCGCGCAUGUCUUCCGACCAGAAGCAACAGCUAGUAACCGAGUACCAGGCCUUAGGGUACUAUGUUGGCAUGUGCGGCGACGGCGCGAACGACUGCGGAGCCCUACGCGCCGCGCAUACCGGCAUCUCGCUCUCCGAGCUAGAGGCCAGCGUAGCGGCACCCUUCACUUCCGCAGACCCCGACAUAGUGUGCGUAGCACGAGUUCUGCGCGAGGGCCGAGCCGCGCUCACCACCAGCUUCGGCGUCUUCAAAUUCAUGGUAGCGUACUCUUUGACUGAAUUCUUUUCCGUCGCGUUCCUUUAUUAUUUCGACUCGAAUUUAACCGACUUCCAAUUCCUGUACAUAGAUGUCGCUAUGGUUGUGAAUUUCGCUUUCUUCUUCGGCAUGACUGAGGCUUAUAGGGGUAAACUUUGUAAAAUACCACCUUUGACAUCCCUGCUUGGAUUAGUACCGUUAGUAUCUUUAAUCGGACAGAUGAUUCUAAUUGGGGUAGCGCAGUAUUUCAGUUAUUUCGCUUUGACGUUUUUCCCGUGGUACGAGAGACAUUUAUAUGAAGGUGACGAGGCUAAUGAAUGCUGGGAGAAUUACGCCAUUUUUACAGUAUCAAUGUUCCAGUAUAUUGUUAUGCCUAUAGUGUUUUCACACGGCGCGCCGUAUAGAAGAUCUGUCGUCACUAAUAAAUAUCUUAUGAUCAGUCUGAUUAUAAUGACCGCUAUAUCGAUUUAUAUAACUAUCGCGCCUGCAAAAUUCUUAGCAGAGUUUUUACAGUUAAAAAUGCCUAAAGAUAUCUUACUAAGUUAUAUAGUUUUAGCUGUAGCCGCGUUCCAUUUUGUGAUCGCGGUGUUUUUCGAAAGAGUAAUUGUACAGUAUCUUAUGGAAAGGAAAGAGAUGGUCCCGAAAUGUUUGAAGGAGAGAAGAGUUAGGAAGACUCCACAUCUUAUGAUUAAAAGGGAAUUGACAGAUUUUGACUAUUUAGAAUGUGGUAGUGAGGUAAAAUUUGUUAGAGAGGGGAACUCGGACAAAUGAGGCUAAACUUAGUUAUACAAGAUGUAACCAAUCGUACAAAAAUAUUUCUUUGAUGGCUUAGCCA